ACCCCAAGAGGACUGAUUGAAUCCAAGAAACUAGUAUAUAAAUUGAGCCAAAGGAGCCCUAGCUAAUUACACCGUGCAUUUAUACAUUUCUAGUUCUAUUCUAUAUACAAAAAAAUAAAAUAACUUCUUGUUAUUUGCUUAAAAUUAUUUCAAAACAGAUCAAAGAGAGAUAGAUAUAUAUGGCUGAUCUUAGUGGUACCUUAACUAAGGAAAUUACCAUCAAGUCAGAUGGGGAUGUGUUCCACGAAAUAUUUAGACACAGGCCACACCACAUAGCCCAAAUGAGCCCCCAAUCCAUACAAGGUGUUGAUUUGCAUGAGGGUGAAUGGGGUACUGUUGGAUCAAUUAUUAACUGGAACUUCUUUCAUGAUGGGAAGCCGAAAGUGGCCAAGGAAGUGAUAGAAGCAAUUGAUGAAGAGAAAAAGUUGGUGUGCUUCAAGGUAAUUGGGGGCGAUAUAUUGGAGGCAUACAAGACCUUCUUGAUCACAGUUCAUGUUGACACACAUGGAGAAGAGAACAUCGUGACUUGGACUUUCCAUUACGAGAAGCUCAAUGAGAACAUUCCAGAGCCACAUAGUCUCAUGGAGUUCGUCCUCAGCGUCACCAAAGAUAUCGAGACCCAUCACAUCAACAAUUAAUUAAUGCCAUCUAAAUCUCGAGCUAGAGUGCGCGCCAAAAGUUGCGCAUAUAUAUCGAUCGGGCGUUAAUUAAGUUGGUGGGUUGUUUGUGUUUAAUUUGCGUGUGUUUCACUAUAUGUAUCUAUAUAUGUGUGUGUGUUGGGAUUAUUGUCCAUCUGAAGUUUGCGUUGUGAUCACACAUGAAGUCUCAUGGAAUAAGUGAUGAUUUGGUAAUUAUUAAUUUAUAGGUCGUUUUUGUCAA
Molecule: messenger RNA, 879 nt
Organism: Erigeron canadensis
Lineage: Eukaryota; Viridiplantae; Streptophyta; Magnoliopsida; Asterales; Asteraceae
Product: kirola-like
Exons: 2
Coding region: 180-638 (152 amino acids)
Biological process (GO): defense response
Source: RefSeq, a predicted model, not a curated record